Messenger RNA from Prorocentrum cordatum, 765 nucleotides. NCBI's taxonomy places the organism in Eukaryota, Dinophyceae, Prorocentrales, Prorocentraceae. The record is from the annotation of a GenBank genome assembly.
GGAUGUCCGUCUUUCCUCGCUGUCAAAUUCAAGGAUUUCGUCCAGCCUUGUUCGCCCGUCCAGCCCCAUGACAGCUCAGGACGUCAAGCGGGGCCGCUGCAAGGUCCGUCUCUCCAGCGGCGAGCAGCGCCAGAUGCCCAUCGCCUCGCUCAUGCCGCACGGUACUUCAGCCGCGGCCAGCUGUGCAGAGCCCUUGGUGUCCACGCAGCGCUUGCUCCUCAGGAGCGCAGUCCCGCACCAUGGCGGCGGCGUGCCGUGGCCACCACGUCCUCCCCUCCGCCCUGCAGUCGUAUUCGGAGAAGCGGACGAGGUGCGAGCUGUGGCCCUUGGUGCAGUCCUGCCUGGCCAGGGUGGAGGUGCCCGAGGACACGGUGCUCCGGCUGAGCUCGCAGCUCGACGCCGUCGCGAGAGGGGAUCGCCAGCCCGUCGUGGGUUCCUGCCCGAGAGUUCCUUCAGGAACGGCGCUUUCGCCCAGGAGUGGGCGCCGGGUGAAGAUCAGCCGCCCAGAUCCUCAGUACGCGGCGCUGGUGGAGAAGAUGUGUACUGGGCUGGCCUGGUCCAUCCUGGGCCGCAAGGAUGUGACGCUCCAGCUGGACAAGGUGUGGGGCGUGAUUCAGAAGGAGGGUGACUACUGUCCAGUUCAGCAGCACAGUUGUGAUGGCGCCCCGAACGGCUUCGUGUCGAUCCUGGAGCUGGGCUUUUUGCAGAAAGGGCGGGCGGCCGCAGUCGGGCUGGGGACUCGGCGGUGGUAACGUUUUAUGCGGG